AUGCUGCACCGCUCGGGCUCCCUCGCUGGUGGCACCGCCGGACUGCAUCACCUUCUGAAGCUCUGUGUUGAACAUGGACUGCACCGCGUCGAGACGCAGGCGGACGAGUUCCUCCGUGGAGUCUCGCGCGGCUUCCCGUGCGACAGUACGCAUGCGCUCCAUCUCUGUAUCAAUCUUCACAUUCACCAUCUCGCGGAGAACGCCAUCGAAACGAGUCUGGCGAUCCUCCAUGAGACGUCGUUGCCGCGUCAGGGUAGAUUCCAACUCCUCCACGCGUCUGUAGAGUUCCGGGGUAACGGCUGCUGCUGUUGUUGCUGUCACUGUGGGAAAGCCGCGGCCAUCAAGCCCUCCAUCAGCAUACCCAGGCGACGCGAACACAGUAGGCAGCGCCACACGCUUCUCUAG
Trypanosoma grayi is the source of this 405-nucleotide messenger RNA. RefSeq lists its product as hypothetical. The transcript has a single exon. The record is from RefSeq and is a predicted model, not a curated record. NCBI's taxonomy places the organism in Eukaryota, Euglenozoa, Kinetoplastea, Trypanosomatida, Trypanosomatidae. Bases 1 to 405 code for a protein of 134 amino acids.